AGUCGACGCAUGUCCCUGUUCCUUGUGCUUGUCUUGUUUUUGUGGCGUCAUGACCAAUCGCUUCCUGUCUUCCCGACACACCUUUUCCCUAUUUUCCGACUCAUUUCUCCUGUACCCUGUUUCACUACUUCACGUGGUACUAAUGAAGUGAGAUGGAGUGCAGUGUUUCGAGACGUUCAGCAACAUAUGUACCUUUCAGUUACAGUCGCCGUCAUGCCUGGGACAAACGAGCAUUUUCGCUGGCUAGAGCCUUUCAAGCACGAGAAGUAUGAAUUAGAACAUGCCGAGGGACCAGUGGGUUUCCUCAACCCGACAAGAGCUCAUUUCCAACUCCACGGAGCCACUCAAUCUCUAGCGAAGAGCAGUCCUACCAAACACGACGAAAGCGAAGGCAGUGAUGGCAUUGGUGACCAGAAUCACGAGAACACCAAGAAGGAAGACGAAGUUCCCGCUGAGAAUGUUCGAUUUCUGUGGCGCUCGCGAGACAAUCGGAAGGGCCGACAUGCUCUACUUGUUCAGAGACCUGCGCCUGGUGAGGUGGCGCAGUACCUGACGCCUCGGCGGACAAAUCACUACAAAGAAGUCCUCAAGAACAUCAAGUUGACGUUUACGUAUUUUCCAGUUUGGGAUAUCUCCUACCUUGUGGCAUUGAUUUUCACCUUGGGAAGUGUGGUUUGGGUGAUCAACGGCUUCUUCGCGUGGCUUCCCCUCGUAGCGCCAUCCACCGAGUUUCACAACGAAAUUUAUGUGGGGGGCGGUGUGACAGCCUUUAUAGGAGCCAUAUUGUUUUUUGAGGUUGGCUCUAUUCUCUUGAUCAUUGAAGCAGUCAAUACCAACAAUACUGGCUGUUUCGGAUGGGCGGUCGAACAGCUUCUCGAGGACAACGGCCCCUCCAAGGGCCCCAUGUACCAGUUUCGCGCUAGCCGUCGUCACUGUCGACAUCACCACCAGAACCGGCGGAACUUCGUCGGCAAGGCUUCCCAUACCCUGGCAGAUGGAGCGCAAUUGGCAGCGCAUACUUCCAAGGACGGUCCAAGUUGGCGCUGGUUUCCUUCAUGGCACGAUCUUCGCACGCAUUAUAUCCACGAACUGGGCUUUCUGGCCGGUGCAGCUCAAUUAUUUGGAGCGACUAUCUUCGGAAUUUCAGGCUUUACCGCUUUACCCGGCAUCAUCAACCACUUGACGCCUCAGCGCGUUCUGAAUGGCGCAUACUGGAUUCCUCAAGUCAUUGGCGGCAGCGGGUUCGUUGUGAGCAGCACACUGUACAUGCUUGAGACGCAGCAGAAGUGGUGGAAGCCGGCUUUGCAUGUUCUCGGGUGGCAUAUCGGGUUCUGGAACCUCAUUGGAGCCCUCGGUUUCACGCUCUGCGGCGCAUUGGGUAUGGCAUACGGCAAUUCGGGAGCACAGUACCAGGCUUCCUUGUCUACUUUCUGGGGAUCUUGGGCCUUCUUGAUUGGUAGCUAUUUGCAACUCUACGAAAGUUUGGAUACGCAUCCAGUCGAGGAAGUGUCGUCAGACACGAUGUCCAAAAAUACGAAAUGAUGUACAGCUAGCAAUAUUUAGGGUCGCAAAAAGUGUCUGGUCUUUAGCUUGGAAAAGCAACUGUAUUAGUUAUCAAAGUGUAAUGUGAAGCAGUG
Messenger RNA from Exophiala xenobiotica, 1637 nucleotides. RefSeq lists its product as uncharacterized. NCBI's taxonomy places the organism in Eukaryota, Fungi, Ascomycota, Eurotiomycetes, Chaetothyriales, Herpotrichiellaceae. Bases 10 to 1542 code for a protein of 510 amino acids. The record is from RefSeq and is a predicted model, not a curated record. The transcript is spliced from 3 exons.